AUGACGGACCAAGAACGCGACCGGCCCGAUUCACCUGAUGCUGACCACCCUACUACCAAGGAGGGUGUGGCAGAGAGGAAGCGCAAGGGGAAGGAGCUGGCGGACGACCAGGAACGUGAGAGGGUUGUGCGCGGGCUGGAGUGGGAUCGUGAUGAGUCGGAUGCGGACGACGAUGAGGAGGAGGCCUAUGAGGAGGAGGAGGACCAGGAGCUGGACGACGACCCUUUCCGCGAGGAGGAUGAGGAGGAGGAGGAUGUGGAGGAGAUAGGCAUGGAUCAGCCUGAGUGA
Closterium sp. NIES-65 is the source of this 288-nucleotide messenger RNA. The record is from the annotation of a GenBank genome assembly. NCBI's taxonomy places the organism in Eukaryota, Viridiplantae, Streptophyta, Zygnematophyceae, Desmidiales, Closteriaceae.